Messenger RNA from Manacus vitellinus (golden-collared manakin), 840 nucleotides. RefSeq names its product small EDRK-rich factor 1A (gene SERF1A). The coding region runs from base 1 to 387 and encodes 128 amino acids. The record is from RefSeq and is a predicted model, not a curated record. NCBI's taxonomy places the organism in Eukaryota, Metazoa, Chordata, Aves, Passeriformes, Pipridae. The transcript is spliced from 3 exons.
AUGGAGCCCUGUGGAACCCCACCAGUGACAGGCUUUAAUUUCUCCUGUUGUGCACUGGGGGGGGACACUGAUGGAAGAUGCAGCCAUACCAACUCUACAGAUUGUGCCACACCAUACCACCUUUAUAACAGACUUCUACACAGGCAAACGGUGAGAGGAAAAAAACAAAGUGGUAGUAACUGCUUAACUAUAUAUUAUCUUACAGGUGGGAACCAGCGUGAACUUGCCCGCCAAAAGAACCUGAAGAAAACUCAGGAGAUCCACAAAGGCAAAAGGAAAGAGGAUAGCUUGUCUGCUUCUCAGAGAAAACAGAGAGACUCUGAAAUCAUGCAGCAAAAGCAAAAGGCGGCUAAUGAAAGGAAGUCUCUGCAGGCAGGAGCAAAAUGAUCUGCCUCUAUGGAUAAGACAGAGUGCAUCGGGGAAACAAGGGCCUGGAAGAUCAAAGAUCAUUCAUAGAAGUGUCUGGCCAUGAAAUGAUUAAACAUUUAUUGUGCAGAGUUGUUCAACUAGCAUUAGUGUAGAGUAUUUUCUGGUUACUAUAGGCUUAGUUCUCUGGAGUGCUGUUUCAAAACUGACUACACUCUUCUGCAUGUGUAUGAAUAAAAGUACCAAGCAGCCAAGCAUUAGCUUUACUCCAGCUUUUGCUGCAUUUGUUAGUUUUACUUAAUGGUUCCAGUAACAGAAUUUCUGAAUUUGCAGUUAGACCAAAUAUUGUUGUCUCAGUUCUUGGAAGUACAGCUUCAUUCAGAAUGUGCGUAACUUUCAGAGGUCUGAACUGUAAAUCUCAUCUUGAAAUAUUUUUACAAUAAAAUGUUGCAUGAAAUACUGUCUAACCUGAAA